Budorcas taxicolor (takin) is the source of this 1353-nucleotide messenger RNA. Its product is annotated as tripartite motif-containing protein 64-like. NCBI's taxonomy places the organism in Eukaryota, Metazoa, Chordata, Mammalia, Artiodactyla, Bovidae. The transcript is spliced from 6 exons. The coding region runs from base 1 to 1353 and encodes 450 amino acids. Gene Ontology annotation, molecular function: zinc ion binding; protein binding. The record is from RefSeq and is a predicted model, not a curated record.
AUGGAUUCAGACACACUGGAAGCCUUCCAGAGCGAACUCACCUGCUCCAUCUGCAUGAACUGCUUCCUGGACCCCAUCACCAUAGACUGUGGGCACAGCUUCUGCCGUCCCUGUCUGAGCCUUUGCUGGGAAGAAGGCCAGACUCCAAGGAGCUGCCCUGAGUGCAGGGGACUAUCAGAGAGGCCCGAUUUCCAAACGAACAUUGCCCUCAAGAGGCUGGCUUCCCUUGCCAGACAGGCCAGAGCUGACCACGACCACAGCUCUGAGGAGCAGAUCUGUGUGACACACCAGGAAGCCAAAGGCCUCUUCUGUGAGGCUGACCAGACCCUGCUCUGUGGGCCCUGCUCUGAACGCCCCGAGCACGCAGCUCACAGCCACAGUCCAAUACACAGGGCUGCUGAGGAGUCCCGGGAGAAACUUCUGAACAGAUUGGAUUAUUUAUGGGGAAUGAGAGAAAAAGUGCAACUCAUUCUGAAUCAGGAAGCUAAAAAGGCUCGGUCAUUUAAGAAGUUUGUGGCCUUAAGGAAAGAGAUGAUCAAACUUGAAUAUCAGAGGAUGCAUCCAAUGCUCCAGAGGGAGGAGCAACUGCACCUGGAGGCCCUGGAGCAAGAAGCAAAUGAGAUUUGUCACCAACUCAAGGAGAGUGUGUUCAGAAUGACUCAACAGAGAGAAAGUCUGAAAGAAACGUAUAGAGAGCUGAGUGAGUUGUGCCGCAAGCCAGACAUGGAGCUGCUCCAGGCCUUGGGAAAUAUAUUAGAGAUGACUGACUUGGUAGAGAUGCAGAAACCUCAGUCAGUGAACCCAGAGCUCACUUGCUGGCCUGUCACUGGAAUCCUAGACACGCUGAACAGCUUCAGAGUGGAUAACGUUCUGCGUCAGAAAAUGACCUUUCAUAAUGUGAGCCUUUCUGAGGAUAACACAAGUCUGAUGUUCGGAGAUGACGACCAUGGCAUGUCCAGACAGCCCCGGGGUAGGGAGAGUUUUGUGGCCUGGGGAGCUCGGGCCUUCACCUCUGGGAGGCAUUACUGGGAGGCAGAUGUGACACAGUCCUCCAACUGGAUUCUGGGAGUCUGUAAAAACAUCUUGACAAGUGAUACCACUAUCAGCAUUGAUUCUGAAGAAGCAUUUCUUCUCUUUUCUAUGAAUGUGAACAAUCAUUAUAGUCUCUUCACCAACGCUCGACCCUCAGUUCAGUAUGUGAAAAGGCCUCUGGGUAGGAUUGGCGUGUUUCUGGAUUAUGACAAUGGAGCUGUGAGCUUCUAUGACGUUUUCAGGAGUUCCCUCAUAUAUAGUUUCCUUCCUUCCCACUUCUCCUCCCCUCUGAAGCCUUUUCUUUGCCUUAGGUCUCCAUGA